AUGUUUUUGAAAAACAUCAGUAUAAAUGUAGUUGCUAUAUGCUUUCUUAUCUUAUACACAAGAAAUGUUUGCGGUGAAAAAGAAGAGAAUGAAAUACCAGAACGAUAUUCGAUUGCAACUUUUAGUUGGGAUGAAGUUAAUUUACCCCUGAUUAUUGCUGUUUGGUUGCUAGUUGCAGCUGUAGCCAAAAUAGUGUUUCAUAUAUGGCCAAAAGUAUCAGAAAUUUUUCCGGAUAGUUCGUUACUAAUUAUGGUUGGGCUUGGAGUGGGUAUAGUGCUGAACCUUAUCGGUGUUGACCGACACAAAUUCUCAUUAGGAUCUGAAAUUUUCUUCAUCUACCUGUUGCCGCCGCUUGUAUUUGAUGCAGGUUAUUUUAUGCCGGCACGCCAAUUUUUUGAUAAUCUGGGCUCAAUUCUGACGCUCGCUAUUAUUGGUACUCUGUGGAAUUUCAUUGCAGUGGGUAUUUCAUUGUGGGCCAUAGGAAAAACAGGAAUCUUUGGAAUGGAUAUGUCGUUGCUUCACUAUCUUCUAUUUGCUUCCCUUAUUGUUGACGUUGAUCCUGUUGCCGUUAUUGUUAUCUUUGAGGAGAUGCAAGUCAAUGUUGAUCUAUACAUUGCCGUAUUUGGUGAAUCUCUGCUGAAUGAUGGUGUUUCUGUGGUAAUAUAUAAGACCAUGCUUGCUUUUACUGAAAUGACAGAUAAUGGGCAAACGUUAAUCGCCAGGGAUUACAUUUAUGGCUGUUUAAGCUUUUUUGUAGUUUCAUUUGGUGGUCUUGCAAUUGGAUUAAUUUUUGCCUUCAUCGCUAGUUACGUGACAAAAUAUACUGGCAAUGUUAAGAUACUGAACCCGGUGUUUGUAAUUGUGCUUCCAUUUUGUGCAUAUUUGGUGAGCGAAAUGUUUGGACUUUCCGCAAUAAUUGGAGCUGUAUUUUGCGGUGCAGCAAUGAGGCCAUAUGUUCAGGAGAAUAUUCCCGAAAAAGCCUAUUCAGCUAUCAACUACUUCGUAAAAGUGCUGUCGUCGUCGUCAGAAACAGUAAUUUUCAUCUUCCUCGGUUUGUCGACUGUUUCCAGCGAUCAUCAAUGGAACAGCGCGUUUAUUGUAACAACAGUGACACUCUGUAUUUUAAUUCGUACAUUAGGUGUUGUUGUUCUCUGUUACUUCCUCAAUAAACGUCGACUAAAUCAGUAUUCUAGAGUCGAUCAAUUUAUUAUUGCUUACGGUGGCUUACGGGGAGCUAUCGCAUAUGGUUUGGUUGUUGCAUUACCAGAUACACUACCUUGUAAAAAAAUGUUUGUGACUUGUUGUAUUAUCGUUAUUUAUUGGACUGUAUUCUUGCAAGGGCUUACGAUACGACCAAUUGCCAGUUUCUUAGAAGUUGAACGUAAAAAAGUUUAUCGUAAAAAAAUGAUUGACUAUAUAUACGAAAAUCUUAUUGAUCACACUAUGGGCGGUAUGGAGGACAUUGCCGGUAUCAGAGGACAUGCUUCAUUACGCAUUGCUUUUGAGAAAUUUAAUAAGCGAUAUCUGAAGCCACUUCUGAUCAAACGGAAGAAGAGAGAAACAAUGGGGCAUUCGAAGCUAAUCCGUGCGUACGAAAACCUAAGGGCAACAGACACACGUGAUUUACUGAGAAGGCCGGAGGAUAUGAUGCAAAACACCCUAUUUGUUCAACUUCUGACAGCGCGGUUAGUAAGGCUAAACUGGCUUUUUGUUAAAAAGCACUUAGAGCUAUAA
Molecule: messenger RNA, 1734 nt
Organism: Enterobius vermicularis (human pinworm)
Lineage: Eukaryota; Metazoa; Nematoda; Chromadorea; Rhabditida; Oxyuridae
Source: the annotation of a GenBank genome assembly